Molecule: messenger RNA, 618 nt
Organism: Thlaspi arvense
Lineage: Eukaryota; Viridiplantae; Streptophyta; Magnoliopsida; Brassicales; Brassicaceae
Source: the annotation of a GenBank genome assembly
AUGCUGACGGAAGAAGAAAUCAAAAGGCUCUACAGAAUCCACAAGACGUUGAUGCAGAUGCUCAAGGAUCGUGGAUACUUUAUAGCGGAUUCGGAAAUCACGAUGAGUUUAGGUCAGUUUGUGAGGAAACAUGGCGACAACAUGAAAAGGGAGGAUCUUGUUACCCUCAAGGCCAAGAGAAAUGAUAACAAUGAUCAGCUUUAUAUUUUCUUCCCCGAUGAGGCGAAAGUUGGAGUUAAGACGAUGAAGAUGUACACGAACCGGAUGAAAUCAGAGAAUGUUUACAGAGCAAUCUUGGUGGUGCAACAGAACUUGACUCCUUUUGCUCGAACUUGCAUAAGUGAGAUCUCCUCAAAGUUUCAUUUGGAAGUCUUCCAGGAGGCGGAAAUGCUUGUGAACAUUAAAGAACACGUUCUUGUUCCGGAACAUCAAGUUCUUACCACCGAAGAGAAGAAGACUUUACUUGAGAGAUACACAGUGAAGGAGACACAGCUUCCAAGAAUUCAAGUUACUGAUCCAAUCGCAAGAUACUUUGGGCUAAAACGUGGACAAGUCGUGAAGAUCAUUCGUCCGAGUGAAACAGCUGGUCGUUAUGUCACCUAUCGUUAUGUUGUAUAA